Podarcis lilfordi (Lilford's wall lizard) is the source of this 486-nucleotide messenger RNA. The record is from the annotation of a GenBank genome assembly. NCBI's taxonomy places the organism in Eukaryota, Metazoa, Chordata, Lepidosauria, Squamata, Lacertidae.
AUGCCUGCUAGUAAACGCCACAGGGACCCAGAGGAUGUAGCUCUCUCACCGGUUCCCAAACAAUCUAAAAUAGAGGACUUUUUAAACAAAUCUGCUUUUACAGUUCCAACAAAAAACCGGUUUUCUCCUCUUGAAGAUGAUUGUGAGUGUGGGGAGAGUAUUCAAGGUGAGAGCGUGGAACUGGAUCCAGCAAUGGGGCAAGCUGAUCCUGUGCUCCUCAGAGAGGAAGGAAUAACAAGUAGGGAGAGCACCCAAUUAACUCUAAUUGCAAGAACGGUUGAGCAUAUCUUCCAGCAAAUUAGAGGUAUUGCCUCUCAAAUAACCCAGUUAUCCAAAGAGGUCCACAGUUUAUCAGUUAAUAACAAGCAGGCAUCAACAGACCACCAUCGUACCAAAGGAAAUUGGCGACAACAAGAGCAGACCCCUAAGCUCAACAUAAUGCAGAGUUUCCAAAACAAACUCUCUUACUUUCAAUCAAAAGACUGA